ACAACAUGGCGACGUCUGUGGGGCCGACUCCUGUGGGCACGACCCCCUUGGGGUUGACCCCCGCGGGAACCACGCCCGAGUCGGAGAGAGAUGAUGAAUUCCAGGAGCAUGAGAAGAUUCUGUCUCCAGAUUUUCUUUCAGUUGCUCAAAUCACUGAUUUGCUAACUGAGGACGCAGCUGGAGUUCAAGCAAAACUGGGAAUGUUUUUGAAAUUCAAGAAUGUUCAAACUUGUUUGAAGGAUGCCAUUAUACUUGAUUAUUAUGUGUCUGGAUUUUUGUGGGCCAGAGGAAUGGAGUUUUCUACUGUUCAACAUUCAAAAUUUAUGACUUUACUAGAUAUGUUACUUCAAAAUCUUAAAACUCUACAUAUGUCAUUGGAAGACAGUCUAAAAUGGCUUGGGGAAGUUAUGGCGGAAAUUGGACCAGCCCACUUAGAAAAAAAUGAAGAAUGGAAUUUAUUUGAUGUAAAACAAGCCAAUGCCAUCAUUGAUUACUUACAGAUCAGCUUAUUUCAACACUACAAGCUGUAUGAGUUUAUGUUUUACUUUACCAGAGAAGAAAUUGUGAUCGGAACUGAGCAAGUAAUAGAGGUUGUCAAGCCUGUAGGUCACCCUUUCCCAGAUCCUCUGGAAGAAGGAAUCUCAUAUGACAUCUACUCAACAUUCAUAGAGCCACCUCCAGCGCUGGAAACAGAAACUAAGGUUUUGCCUCAAGAACAAGGCCCUGAGGAUUCCCAGCUGGAAACUGCCACUUCAGACACGGAUCUUUUGGUCGGUUUCACCAUUGAAGAUGUGAAAUCAGCGUUGGGUCAAGUCACAGAUGACGUUUUAAUCAGCAUCCAGAGCGAGAUAAACGAAAAGCUGCAAAUACAGGAAGAGGCCUUUAAUGCACGAAUAGAAAAACUGAAAAAGGCCUGAGGACUCAGUGCGAGCAGAGUGGUGCUAAACUUCACAGAAACAAACACCACCAUCCAGCAUAAUAGACUCUCUAAAGCAGCCUAUCUCCUUCAUUUAGCUGUGAAAGAAAAACCAAGCCCCGCUUUUUACUAUCCUAAGUAAUUAGAAAAGUAUUGGCCCCAAUUUUGCUAUCUCCUGUCCCAUAACAGUCUCUGAAUUUACUGCACCAAAUGUAAUAAGAACAUUUUGUAUACAAGAGUUCAGAGAACUAAACAAAAUAAUAUAAUUAUUUUUAUGAUAGUCCCUUGACAUUUUGACUAAUAAACACUAUUCAUCUUCAGUGUAAAAGAAGCCAACUUUUUAAAUAACCAGAAAUAACAAAAAAUAAUAAUUUUAUCCAGACAGAUGCAAAUGAACUUUGGAGUUACUGGAGCACUGUAACAAGA
Molecule: messenger RNA, 1342 nt
Organism: Lepus europaeus (European hare)
Lineage: Eukaryota; Metazoa; Chordata; Mammalia; Lagomorpha; Leporidae
Gene: CABCOCO1
Product: ciliary associated calcium binding coiled-coil 1
Exons: 8
Coding region: 6-917 (303 amino acids)
Source: RefSeq, a predicted model, not a curated record